Messenger RNA from Pleuronectes platessa (European plaice), 2593 nucleotides. Its product is annotated as ankyrin repeat domain-containing protein SOWAHC. The transcript has 12 exons. Bases 297 to 1430 code for a protein of 377 amino acids. The record is from RefSeq and is a predicted model, not a curated record. Gene Ontology annotation, molecular function: protein binding. NCBI's taxonomy places the organism in Eukaryota, Metazoa, Chordata, Actinopteri, Pleuronectiformes, Pleuronectidae.
AUGCGGCCUCGUGCGAGCUCCUAUAACAAAUCAUCAGCAGAAAAACAGGAGAGAGUUUCCUGCAGGAGGUGCUGCUGAGUUUAAAGGGUUAACGGGAGGAGGCGCAGCUCCUCUGGGUGGAGUGAAGCUCUCCGAAGUUCAACUCACAAAUUAGCCCCGAAGGCUCCGCUGCGCUGUGUCUGAGUAGAGAGAGAGAGAGAGGGAGAGAGAGAGAGAGGGAGAGAGAGAGAGUGAGAGAAUAAAGAAAAGACGCAUCAGCUUCGUGCGUGAAAAGAUUCAAACAACCGUGCGCGGACAUGAGCGACGUGAGCGAGGAGGCGCUGCUGGACUACUUCUCCUCGCGCGGAGGGAACUCGGGCAAAGUGAGGAACGCAGACAUCCUGAAGACCUUCAAGCCUUUUAUUGGUCACGGUGACGCGCAGCUGCGUGCUAAAUACAGAGAAGAGUUCAAGCUCAUCAUCGACCGGAUCGCUGUGGUGAAGUCGGAGAAUGGUGAGAAGUUCCUCGUCCUGAAGAAGAAGUACAGGCAGCAGCUGCAGGAGCGCGAUGCCAGACAUCCGGACUCGGACGGGGACGGACAGAGACGUCUGAGUCCGUCCAGGACAGAAGCCACCGCACAGUGGGACUCGCCCAGUGCCACCACUCCUCCUCCUCCUCCUCCUCCGCACCAGAGACAGGAUGAGCGCGCGUCACGUGGGGAGGAGCAGCGGACAGGAGGAGUCACCACGCAGCUCCCUCCACCUCCUGUCAUCCACAUCCACGUUCCCUCAGAGCCCAGCACCGGGGAGGAGGAGCUGGACAAGGACUCAGGGUCAAAGUCGGAGUCGGAGCAGGACGAGGAGGGAACCGGCAGCUUGGGCUCCGCCGCCGUCGCCCUCGAUCCUAUAGAGAAGGAGUGGAUCUACUCGGCUGCUGGUGCUCGGGUCCCUGACCUCUCUCAGCUGCUCAGGCAGGACCCCUCGCUGGCAAACAAGAAGGACUUCACCUCUUUUACGGCUCUGCACUGGGCGGCCAAGCACGGCAACGAGGACAUGGCUCUGCUCGUGGUCAACGCCGGUGCUGAUGUCAACACCAAGUCAGUGAGUGGUUACACGGCUCUACACAUCGCAGCGUUACACGGGCACCGGCACAUUCUGGACCUGCUCACACGGAGAUAUGGCGCUAAAGAGAACUUGAGGGAUUACAGCGGCCACCUUGCCUUCCACUAUCUGAACGUCAAAGAGCCGGAGGGUCCAGAGGAGGAGAUCGAGCUGCCAGAGCUCCACGUCACUCAGGCCAGGGAGCGGAACAGGAACAGGAAGCUGGUGACCUUGUUCCACUCUAAGAAGAAGUGGGGCUCGGCCGAGGAGCUGGCGCCGAUCGAGGAGGAGAGGACGGCGUCGCAUCAGCUCGUCCCGCCGCCGUUCAGACCCCGGAAGUUCUCACGCUGAGGAGAAACUCCGACUUCUGACUCAGACAUUCUGGCUUUUACGUUCAUAUUCACACGUAACGUACAACCCCCUGACCCCCCUGCAUUUACCAUGAAGUAUUAAUACUGUGUGUGUAUAUUUAGUAUGUACACACACACACACACACAGACACUCACACACUCGCUGAUGCACCUAAAAGCUCGAACAAGUACUGAACACCAAAGCUUUAACUCUGAAUUAAGAAUCGUGAUGCUGCGCCUUUAAAAGUUUUAUUAAAGCCUCUAAACUUUACUUCAUGUUUUUAAAUAUUACUUAUGCCUUAAAAUGUCCAAUGACCUCAGGCUACAGUGAUUCUUUAAACUUCCUUCACGCUUUUUUGUGCUGAAGUUCUGACGAUGAACUUCAGGAUGAAGCUGGUUUUAUUCUCCAUUUUAAAAGUUAAAAUUUAAAAGUACUUUCAAUCGCCACAGAUUUGAUGUUGUUGUUAUUUACAGCAGCAGGUGAGAGUAUGAGGGACAUAUGAUUUGUUUUGUUUAUCAGCCACAAUAUUGCAACCAUCGAACGUCAACUUACCAAAAUCUACCAGACUAUGAAACGAUGUGUUAAAGAUCCUGGAAAAGAGAAAAGUCAAAACAAACGUGUUUUAUUCACACCGUCGAGAAGAAGUACUACAUUACCCACAAUCCUCAGGUGUAUGAGCAAUGUGUCUGAUUGGUGAAUUUGGCUGUUAACACUGAAAUCUUUUACCACAACCACGAGAAUCCUGUCUGCUAGGAUCAAGUGGUUCGGCUCCACAGCCCAGAACCACCAGGACUUCUCUGAAGCAGGGAUCAGUCGCAAUGCUUCAUGGGAUAUGUAGUUCCUUAAAAUACUUAUGUACACAGUAGUUGCCUUUUUUUUUUUAUUUAGCAUUUUCAAAUAUUAUUUUGCAGCAAAUCAAAUGUGUCACGGUCACGAUUCAUCUCGUAGCUGCUUCCAAACUCUUUUUAUGAGGAUUUUCUUAAAUGUCCUUGGUGAAAAUGAAGAGAAAUUAACUUUGUUUGAAGGGCUUUUGUACUGUUCAUCAUUUCCAUUUGUUGUGAUAAUUGUGUAAUGUAAUCCAAAAGGACCAGCCUCAGUUUCAUUAUUUGCACAAUAUUUAUACAAUGAAGAUAUUUUGGUAUAAAACUGUAUUUUAUAUCAAA